AUGUUGUCAUUGUCGGCGUCGUUGUGCAGGUCGAUUGUUGCUGGUAGUAUGGCAACUCCCGUUGAGCCUCCGAAUGGGGUUGGAACUCCAGGGAAGCACUACUAUUCCAUGUGGCAAACACUGUUUGAGAUUGAUACGAAGUAUGUGCCAAUCAAGCCUAUUGGUCGAGGGGCAUAUGGUAUUGUCUGCUCGUCUGUCAACCGGGAAACCAAUGAAAAGGUUGCAAUCAAGAAGAUACAUAAUGCCUUUGAAAAUCGUAUUGAUGCACUAAGAACUCUGCGUGAAUUGAAGCUUCUCCGCCAUCUUAGACAUGAAAAUGUCAUAGCCCUGAAGGAUGUCAUGCUGCCUAAUCAUAAGAGAAGUUUCAAGGAUGUCUACUUGGUUUAUGAGCUUAUGGAUACUGAUUUGCAUCAGAUAAUUAAGUCCUCUCAAGCACUAUCGAAUGAUCAUUGUCAGUAUUUUCUAUUCCAGUUACUUAGAGGUCUGAAGUAUCUACACUCAGCAAACAUUCUUCAUCGGGAUUUGAAGCCUGGGAACCUACUUAUCAACGCGAACUGUGAUCUAAAAAUAUGUGAUUUUGGGCUUGCACGUACAAGCAGUAAUCAGGGCCAAUUCAUGACUGAAUAUGUGGUCACCCGUUGGUAUCGAGCACCAGAGCUCCUUCUCUGCUGUGACAAUUAUGGCACCUCCAUUGACGUGUGGUCUGUUGGUUGCAUUUUUGCCGAACUUCUUGGUCGGAAACCCAUUUUUCCGGGUACUGAGUGUCUUAACCAGCUUAAACUGAUCAUCAACAUCCUUGGUAGCCAGAGGGAAGAUGAUCUCGAGUUUAUUGAUAACCCAAAGGCGAGAAAGUACAUUAAGUCACUUCCUUACUCUCUGGGAACCCCAUUUUCCCGUCUUUAUCCAAAUGCCCAUCCUCUGGCGCUCGAUCUGUUACAGAAAAUGCUCAUCUUCGACCCUUCAAAGAGGAUAAGUGUAACCGAAGCACUUCAACAUCCAUACAUGUCUCCCCUUUAUGAUCCAAGAUGUGAUCCUCCGGUCAAUGUCCCUAUCAAUCUCGACAUAGACGAGGAUUUAGGCGAAGAUAUGAUUCGGGAAAUGAUGUGGAUGGAAAUACUUCAUUACCAUCCAGAAUCUGCUGCUGCUAACAUGGAGGUAAACAUUUGA
Messenger RNA from Fraxinus pennsylvanica, 1167 nucleotides. The record is from the annotation of a GenBank genome assembly. NCBI's taxonomy places the organism in Eukaryota, Viridiplantae, Streptophyta, Magnoliopsida, Lamiales, Oleaceae.